Molecule: messenger RNA, 1698 nt
Organism: Botrytis porri
Lineage: Eukaryota; Fungi; Ascomycota; Leotiomycetes; Helotiales; Sclerotiniaceae
Exons: 6
Coding region: 1-1698 (565 amino acids)
Source: RefSeq, a predicted model, not a curated record
AUGCCACAUCACACCUCAACAUCUUCAAAGGGUAUAAUUCGAUAUGCAGCACCUCCAACAGGAGCACUGCGUUGGCAAAAACCACAACCUCCAGCUGUCAACAGAACUUCGACCAUAAAGGCAACUGACUACCCUACCCGCUGUCCCCAAAGCCUCGGCGCCCCUUUGGCUGCAAAUUAUAAUUUCACGAGCUCAGUUCUUGGGGAUGAAGAUUGCCUGUUUUUAAACGUGUGGGCUCCACCAAAUGCGAAAAAUCUUCCAGUGAUGGUUUGGAUUCAUGACGGAGGCUACGGUAUCGGCUCCGGUAACAAUGAUUUCUCGGAGAUGGCCAACACCAACUCCAACGGCUUUAUUGUAGUAGCGAUCCAGUACCGGCUUGGAGCCUUUGGAUUUCUUUCAUCGUCAGAACUUGUCAGCUCAGGUGGUGUCCCAAACGCCGCUCUUUAUGAUAUGAAUUUCUCACUCCAAUGGGUUCAAUCUCACAUUGCCAAAUUCGGAGGAGAUCCUUCUCGUGUUACUCUUGGUGGGAUUUCGGCAGGGGGUGGCGCAGUAAUGUUGCAAAGUAUGGCAUUUGGUGGAAGUUUAGGAACGAGUUUGUUCAAUAAUGUGAUUGUGGCAAGUCCGUUUUUUCCAAUGCAGUAUAAUUAUGACGGAUUGUUGCCAGAGGAGAGUUAUGGAAAGUUUGUGGAGGCUGUCGGGUGCGGAACAGGUAAUAGGAGUACUUCCGAUUGUCUAGUCGGUGCGGAUACGAUUGCGCUGCAGAAUGCUAGUGCAUACAUCUCUGGAAGUGUUGAUUACGGACAAUGGGCUUUCUUACCAGUAACAGAUGGUGAGUUCGUAGUCAAAAGACCAUCAGAACAGUUAUUAGCUGGAGAGGUUAAUGGUGUGAGGAUAUUAUCUGGCAACAAUGCUAAUGAAGGCCCUGCAUUUGUCCCACAACAUAUCAACACAACGGCCGCUUUCAACGCUUACACACAAUCCCUCUUUCCCCAGAUGUCUAAAUCAACUUACGAUCGCCUUCUCAAAACCUACUCCAUCCCACCAACGAUCCCAGGCCCUCUCUUCGCAUCAGCAGGCGACCAUGGCCCCACAGCUCUCAACCAAUCCCCUAUAUACGCCAUUGGUCAACAGCAACGAGCCAACAAUCUCUAUGCUGAAAGUACCUUUGUCUGUCCCUCCUACUGGUUAGCCUCUGCAUAUUCCCAAGCCUGGAAAUAUGAGUUCAGUGUCCCUCCGUCGGAGCACGGAGGAGAUCAGAAUGCAUAUCUUGACGUAAACAGUGACAACGUUGGCUCCGGGACACUAUCUCCUGGUUUUCGUGCCGCGGUACAGAAAAUAUGGGGGAGAUUCAUCAUUUAUAACGAUCCAACACUCCCUAGCGAUGUCGUUACAUCUAUCACCACUCUUGGGAAUGGAACUCAGACGGGAGACAAUAUAUCCGCAGCAGGGGCUGGUGUAUGGCCACAGUGGAAAACUGAUGGGUAUGGCGCAUAUCAGAUGUUAAAAUUGAAUAUGACUGGAGGGCAACCAACAGAGGUUGCAUGGACGACGGGAGAUGGAUUGAGUUUUAAUGUAACAAAAGAUACAGGGUUGGGAUUGGAAGCUGAUUUAGCAAUCGUGGAUGCCUACGAUUGGGAAGGGGGAAGGGGAGCAAGAUGUAAUUUUUGGGCGGAUAUUGGAAAUGAAGUGCCAGAGUAG